GAGUACGGAGUCCUUCCUUCCUACCCGUUAUAGGGGUCUGUUUGAGAGGGGAUGACAGCGGUGGACCCCCCGGGCGGGGAGCCGUUCGGGGCACCGGGAGAGAAGACCGGAUGGUUGUCCAAACGCGCGCAUUUCACCCUCCGGUGGAGACCGACGUGGUUUCAUCUGAAAGGCGGGCGGCUGUUGUACGGUGAGAGCGACCAGAGCCCCGUGAAGACCAUCCCCCUGGUUGGGGCGGAGGUGGGCGGUUCCGACGACCCCCUCGGGUGGACCAUCACCCCCCAGGGCGCGAAGCGUUGCUACCACCUGCGGGCCGCGAGCGAGGCGGAGCAGCAGAGCUGGCUGCGCGGCAUCUUCGACGCUCAGAUCGCUUCUGCGCGUCAUGGAACGCACGCCUGCGUUCUGCAGUAGCCAGAGUUUAGAGUAUCCCUUUAUUUAAUUUGGUGCGUCGUUAUUUUUCUACUUUUUAUGCA
Messenger RNA from Gadus macrocephalus (Pacific cod), 473 nucleotides. Its product is annotated as pleckstrin homology-like domain-containing protein. The record is from RefSeq and is a predicted model, not a curated record. Gene Ontology annotation, biological process: endosome organization; retrograde transport, endosome to Golgi; receptor recycling. NCBI's taxonomy places the organism in Eukaryota, Metazoa, Chordata, Actinopteri, Gadiformes, Gadidae. Gene Ontology annotation, cellular component: recycling endosome; trans-Golgi network; early endosome. The coding region runs from base 52 to 411 and encodes 119 amino acids. The transcript is spliced from 2 exons.